This is a messenger RNA of Haemonchus placei, 1122 nucleotides long. NCBI's taxonomy places the organism in Eukaryota, Metazoa, Nematoda, Chromadorea, Rhabditida, Trichostrongylidae. The record is from the annotation of a GenBank genome assembly.
AUGUCAGUCGUCAGUCAGUUACUCACUUUGGUAAUGAAUAAGGAAGAGGCACAAGCAGUUAAACGGUUACGUAGCGAGAACAGCGACCUUUUGACGGCAAAAUACAAUACCGACUUUAACCUACUACGAUGGGCUCAGGGCUAUGGUUUCGAUAUGGAGGAGGCUUCGGCUCAACUUCGACGUCAUUUAAAGUUUAGAAAAUUUUACGAUCUCGACCAUUCGGAUCAAGUUCCCGAACAUCAAAUUCUCAAACAGUAUUUCCCUAUUGGACUCGUUGGUAAAACAGGUAUGGAUAAUACCCUGUUGGUGAUCGAAUGUGCUGGACGAAUCGAUUUGGUGGGAAUUCUGAAAUCGGUCCAGUUGUCCGAUUUUCUUAUUCAACGAUUUCGUCUACAAGAGAAAAUGCUGGCCGCACUCAAUGAACUUGAAGCGAAAACUGGCAAGCAGGCAUCCGUCAUCUACAUACUCGAUCUGGAUGGGCUCAAGUUCGACACUUCCCUCUUGAGUAUUGUUACAGGUAGAAAUAAUGACCCCAUUCGGUUUGGAAAUGUUUUCCCAAAGGCAAUCGGCCCUUUACUGCCGGAAAGAACUCGGAAUAAGGUUCAGCUUUGCACGACCAACAGCGACUGGAAGAGUCAAAUUCAAAAGGUCGCCAAGCCAGAGAACAUUCCGGCUCACUGGGGUGGGAAGCUGUAUGAUUCGAAUGGCGAUGGUAUGUGCCGCGAUCGCUUGAAUAUCCCAUUCGACCCAAUUCCUCACGAAUUGUACUGGGAACCUGAUGAGCGAGCUCCUGGUCUCAAAGACCUCACCUGUGCGGUGAUACCGGCCGGUAAAGCAAAAAUCGUCACAUACGUCGUCUCUUCUCAUGAGCCCACCUACAUCGUCGUCAACAGAUUCUGUGACCGGACUUUUGGCAUGGGCAUCUGGUUCAACUGGUUCCCAGACUUCGAUUAUCCUGGAAUGCCCACUGUCGACUAUCUGCGAAUUAAAACCCUCGGUGCCGGUGUGUAUAAAGUGAAGUACGGUAAUGAACAGGCUUGGGUACGGUCGUUGACCGUCUACUACAGAAUCCAAUUCGAAAAGGAAAACGGCGAAUUGGCCGAUUUCAAAGAACUUGAGUGA